Molecule: messenger RNA, 2337 nt
Organism: Lodderomyces elongisporus
Lineage: Eukaryota; Fungi; Ascomycota; Pichiomycetes; Serinales; Debaryomycetaceae
Gene: NOT3
Product: CCR4-NOT core subunit
Exons: 2
Coding region: 1-2337 (778 amino acids)
Biological process (GO): regulation of DNA-templated transcription
Cellular component (GO): nucleus
Source: RefSeq, a predicted model, not a curated record
AUGGAGGGACUACUGGACUUCAAUUACCACUAUGAGCGGUACGAGAGUCUAACAAGUACUGAAGAUGAUUCAGACAAUCAAAGGGAAAAGGAGAAACUAGCGAAUGACUUAAAGAGGGAGAUAAAGAAACUACAAAAGUUCCGAGAACAGAUUAAACAUUGGCUACUGAAUGAUGCAGUCAACACCUUGGGCCCAGUUGGAACAUCGUAUAGUGGGAAACUUUUGGAGAAUAAGAGUACAAUAGAGGAUGCUAUGGAGAUUUACAAAUCGGUUGAGAAGCAAACUAAGCUCAAGACAUUUUCCAACCAGUCUAUUAUGAUGACAUUUAUUGAUAGCGCGAAUGGCGAAGAAGAAGAGGAAGAUAGCGAUGAGUUUGAAAGUAGUGAGGAUGAGGACGAAAGUGAAUACGAUGAUCUUUCACCAGAGGCAGUGGAAUCAAUUAGAUUCUUUAAGGACGCUAUAAGUCAGCUAAAGGAGCAAAUUGAAAAGUCUACUCAUGAGUUUGAUAAGCUAGCGAGCAAAAAAGUGAGAAAAAAUAACUCAUCAACGAUUGAAGCCAAAAAGGAAAAGAUCCAGGCUACAAUUGCAAAUAGCAAAUUUCAUCAAAAGAAAUUGAGAAAGUUGAUUCGAUUGUUGAAGAACGGAAUGGUUAUUGAAUUUAAUCUCAUCUUUGCCUUGAAAGGUGACAUUGAAGAGUACUUGAACACUAAUGGAGACUAUGAGUUUACCAAAGAUACAGAGUUGUAUGACGAUAUCUUUAACCAAAUUGCCGCAGGGGAUGAAGAUUAUUCUGAGAUCCACGACGAUCAAUCCACGCAACCUACCCUGGAGGACAGCAGUGGGACUGUUUUCGACAAAAAUGGACAUGCCACUAAAGCUCUGUCAACAACCCCAACAGCAAAUUCAGCAGCUACAACAACAACAACAACAACCACAACAACAAAUGCACAGUCACAUGGCGGCAAUUCAUCCAGUCAUCUUCAGCAUGGUAAUACAAAACCUUUGUCGUCUCACCAUCAACAACAACCAAACUCCUCAUCCACGGCCGCAGCUUCCGCCAGCGCCAACACUACAACUUCGCUGCUGUCUCAACAAAGCGUACCGCCUCAAUCUAGCCCCGAGAUGGCAUCACCUGCAAUUGUAAGAACUUUGCGUCCAGCUUCAACCCCGUCAAAGCCUGUGGGUGGACUCAAGUGGUCAGCAGCAGCCGCUGUUGGUAUUCCUGAGCCAGCAGAGAAAGCUGUUCCCGAAUCAGAAAAAGAGAAGAGCUCUUCGGUUGAACCUGAGUCCAGCAGCAAUAGCAACAAUAACAAUAACAAUAACAACAAUAACAAUAACAAUAACAGUAACAAUAAUAUCAAUAACAACAGCAAUAAUAACAACAAGAAUAGCAACAAUAACAACAGUAAUAAUACAUCUUCCGCUACUACUGCUGCUAAUGCUUCCACUACAUCCACGGUAGUUAAAGAGGAAAGCAUACCGUACGAACCUUUGGUUCUUGAAGAUCUUGAUGCGGACAAGUACAAGAGCAUAAUAUCCAACUCGCCUUUAUCUAAAACCGAAUUAAAUUUGUUUUCCGAUAUGAAGCUAGUUCGUGUGCCUCCGGGAAUCCAAGAUUUGGCCAUUUCAUUUGCAUCGAAGCGAAAUAAUGAUGAAUUCAAGAUCCUAGUUGACUCCAACGAUUUCAAUCAGUAUACUACUCCAAUCUACAAACCUUACUUGCCUAAUAUAGUUCAACCAAAGUAUUAUUCACAAUUCACCAAUUUCAGCUUCAAGCAUCCAAUGCAAUUAAGCAAAUUUCAAUCCAGUUGGAACAGGGUCAGGGCGUUCUACGGUUUUGAAAGUCUAGUGAAGGAAAUACAGACUUUGACUUUGCAAGAUAGCCCUGAGAGCAAUUCCUUGGUCUCAGAAAUGACAUUUGUGCUAUUUUAUGGUUUUUAUUAUGGUUUAACACCAGCAGAAAAUUUGAUCGCAGAACAUUGCUUAUUUGAACUAGGCUGGAAGCCAUACAAAGCACAGUUAGAUGCAUCAAGCACCAAGAGUAACUCAAUUUCCAGAUCAGCCUCACCCGAUGGUCUGCUCAAAGAUAGUCUGCAAUCUAAUCAAUAUUUUUAUUGGUUCAAGAGGCUAAAACUCAUCUCUCCCGGUGAUCAACAAUUGCAACAGCAGCAACAAAAGCAACAAUUUCCUUUGGAUACAAAUAGAACUUUUCACACCGGAUUUGAAAUCGGAGAUUACCAGGUUUUUGAUUUGAGCUUUUGGGAACUUUUUGUCAAGUAUGGGUAUAAAUUUGAAUACAGUUCUUGUCAAAUGGAACCCUCGCAAAAGCUUUUCUAA